Messenger RNA from Dermacentor albipictus, 1007 nucleotides. RefSeq lists its product as uncharacterized. Gene Ontology annotation, molecular function: protein binding. The record is from RefSeq and is a predicted model, not a curated record. NCBI's taxonomy places the organism in Eukaryota, Metazoa, Arthropoda, Arachnida, Ixodida, Ixodidae.
UAAGGUCGUGGUGGCACGCGCCCGCAAGGCGUAGAAGAAGAAGAACUGACCCAGCUGCGAACGCUCUUGCAACGCUCCUCGGACCUGCCUUCGCUUCCCGUUGCUUGACCAGGUUUUUGGUGGUGGAGACCGAGAUCACAGCCACCACGGCUACCCCGGUUAAAAACGAGUCGGUGACGGCGUCGGAUGAAGCCGAUACCAUGAAGGCUGGUGUCCUGCCCGGCGACGUGACUACGCCCACUCUAGUAGGGGGCGGGGCACCCCCGCAGCAGGCACUAGUGUUCUCACCGGCUGAUGUGCCACUGCCCAAGUCCGGGGUGCCGCGAGCCAUUCUGACUUGUCGGCCUAACUCGCACCCAUUUCCGGAGCGAGGGCUCAACCUUGACCAGCCUGCCAAGGUUGGCCGUUCAGUGGCCCGGUGCCGACAGCCACCCAACAAAGCCAUUUUCGACUGCAAGGUGCUCUCGCGAAACCAUGCCCGUCUUUGGUAUGAAAAUGGGAAAUUUUAUCUGCAAGACACCAAAAGCAGCAAUGAUAGUUUCGUCAACAACCAGCGCCUCAGCAAAGGUUCUGAGGAGUCGCCGGCACAGGAAGUCUGCUCCGGUGACAUUGUACAGCUCGGUGUUGAUGUGGUGGAAAACUCUAGGAAAGACAUGUUCCAGAGACGACUAGGUGGACCCCAUUUAGGACGAGCGGGCCAUCGCGGCGUACCACUACCGCAACAACCAGUGGCAGUCCUUCCUUACGCCCGACAGCAUCACCAAGAUGAUGCAACUUGCCCUCAAAGUAAACCUGAGCGUGUGCGUAGCGGCCUACUGCGUGGACUACGAGGAUUAUCAUGGCCUGUGCAAGAAGAGCGAGACGUUCCCGCGACUUACGGCUGUGCGACACGUACUCGAUCAAGUCAGGAAGCGCUGACCGCCAUCCGUUACCCAACCACACCACAUCAUUCAUCACUGGCAAUCCUUGAAAUUAUAUUACAUUAAAUCGAUCUCGUGUUUAUCCAA